Molecule: messenger RNA, 973 nt
Organism: Ziziphus jujuba (common jujube)
Lineage: Eukaryota; Viridiplantae; Streptophyta; Magnoliopsida; Rosales; Rhamnaceae
Exons: 3
Coding region: 188-790 (200 amino acids)
Biological process (GO): thylakoid membrane organization
Cellular component (GO): chloroplast thylakoid membrane
Source: RefSeq, a predicted model, not a curated record
AGAUCCAAACCCAAAUUACCUAGCAGCUUUGUUGUACGAUUUUGGAACUUCGGAUGUGAAUGAACUCAACCCGCGAAGCGACUGCCGUCCCGCAAGAUUUUUAGCAUUGUCCGAUUGAUUGAUAUUUGAUAAUAAAAAUAGGGAGAGAAACGAAGAGGAAGCGACAGAAUCUUAGAUACUAAUCGAAAUGAAAAGUGGGGUUUCAGCUUCGGCUUCCUCGCCCAUUUUUCCUUCUUUGCCUUCGAAACCCAAAACCACCCAUGUUUUCUCUGCGUCCAGAUUAGCGUUUCCUCGUACCUUAUUUUGGUCAGACCUCAAGGUCCAAGGGGUUAGAUUUUCUACGACAAAGGGGUUGGUUUGCCGUAGCAACAGCAGGCCUGGUGAUACUGGUUCUGGUGAUAGUGAAAGCCGGAGUGUUUUGGAUGCAUUUUUCUUGGGAAAAGCUUUAGCAGAGGCAUUGAAUGAGCGUGUUGAGUCUGCAGUAGGGGAGCUUUUGAGUACAAUUGGUAGGCUACAAUCCGAGCAACAAAAGCAAGUAUUGGACUUCCAGGAAGAGGUACUGGAAAGAGCCAAAAGAGCGAAAGAGAAAGCAGCACGUGAAGCCUUGGAGGCACAAGGACUCACUACCAAGCCUGUUAAAGCAAACACAACGCCACGUCCUAAUGGUGCUCCUUUAGUUUCAGUAACUUCUUCCCCAACUUCCGAUGAUUUCGUUCCUGUGGAGCAAUCCUCAACACAACCAGAUACUACUGAUCAAGACCCUGUUUUAGGAGUAUCAGAUGAAGACUGAUAUCGUUGUCUUCUAGUGUGAGUGGCCGGCAGAUUGCGGUAGCCUUUCAUAUGAUAUGGUAGGUUUAUAUGGUGUAAAUGGCCGGCCUGCCUUUGAUCGAACAAUAUAAUAUAUAAUUAGCAUAAACAAUUUACAUGGGACAUUUCUUACAAUGUUUUCAUCAAGUUAAGCCCCAUUCACUUA